This is a messenger RNA of Manis pentadactyla (Chinese pangolin), 4206 nucleotides long. It is a transcript of the gene CDC25A, whose product is annotated as cell division cycle 25A. The transcript is spliced from 15 exons. The record is from RefSeq and is a predicted model, not a curated record. Bases 1208 to 2767 code for a protein of 519 amino acids. Gene Ontology annotation, cellular component: nucleus; cytoplasm. Gene Ontology annotation, molecular function: protein tyrosine phosphatase activity. NCBI's taxonomy places the organism in Eukaryota, Metazoa, Chordata, Mammalia, Pholidota, Manidae. Gene Ontology annotation, biological process: protein dephosphorylation; positive regulation of G2/M transition of mitotic cell cycle; positive regulation of G2/MI transition of meiotic cell cycle.
AGCCUCUGCUCGGAAACCCGUCCAACAAAGCUUGUUACCCGCCGAGGUACAGGACAAAUAAAAAUCACACGUUAGAAUAGCAUGUGUAACGGCUGAUCUUCAAUGGCCUCAAAAGUCACACAGCUCAGUGGUUCCCAAACCUGGCUGAGAGGCACUCCAGGCCUUUUGGGGUAUCACUUGAAUUUGUAUUGGGUACCCGGGUCACCUACUCAAUAAAUAACCAAGUGUAGGUCAAGACUCCCCGGAUGACGGAGGCGGAGCUGGAACGCGGGGGCAGCUCCAAGGCUUCGGCUGCAGGCUGGCUGACUGCUCGGCGCGUCCUGGGAAGCUGCGGCCCGACCUUCUUUCUCAGGGUUCGCGCCUCGCGCGGCCUCCCGAGGCUUGCAGAGCGCACCCGUCCUGCUGCCGGCGCAGCCGGCACCGGAGUAACACACAGGUGAGCCAGAGAACGAGCGAUUUUUUUCCCAAAAGAGAACAAGUCUAGUAAAUUGAUGGGGAAGCUUGGGAGUUCCGGUUUGUUUCUAACAAGGAGAAUUCAUCCCCCACCCAAACAUGCGGGGCACGAUCCCACGGCGCCCGCAGCUGCCGAGGGUCUGGAGGGCCGCGCGAGCGUGAACUACGUCUCCCGGCAUGCUCCGGGCCAGCAGGGCCCCGCCCCCUCUCGAGAGCGGGCGACCUGGCGGAGGCCGGCGAGCCGCUUCCUCUUCCUCUCUCAUUGGGACAGCCCUGCUGCCAUUCGGGCGCGAGGGGAAGGUGCUGCUUACUGAUUGGCGGAUGCCGUUUGGCGCCAACUAGGAAAGGGGGGCGGGGCAGCGGCGAUCCCCAGUGAGCAGCUAGCUAUUACCGCGAAAGGCCUCCUCGGCUGCGACAGCCCGGGAGGGACGUGGGGGUCGGCUGGGUCCCCCGAGACCCCGGGCUGGGCAAGGAGGCGAGAGAAAAGCGGAGAGAGCGUGAGCCCGUUGCCUCGCGGCUCUGGCCGGCCGCCGUGCUUGUUUGUGUUUAAUCCUCAGGUCGCCGCUUCGCGGAGUGAGGGGAGCACCCGUGCCUGGCCACCGCCUGCCGGGUCUGGGCUCCGCCCGUCCGCGCCGCCUUCCCGCGGCGGCCGCGUACCGCGGCCGCGGGGUCGUGUUUGUGUUUGACCCCCCGGGGGCGCGAGGCCGAGGCCGGUGCGGGCGGGCGCGGCGGAGGCGGGGAGGCGGGAGCCGCCAUGGAGCUGGGCCCCGAGCCCCCGCACCGGCGCCGCCUGCUCUUCGCCCGCAGCCCGCCUCCCGCGCAGCAGCCCGUCGUGAAGGCGCUGUUCGGCGCGCCGGCCUCCGGGGGCCUGUCGCCCGUCACCAGCCUGGCGGUCACCAUGGGCCAGCUGCCGGGGCUGGGCAGCGAGUGCGGGCGGCCGCCGGAGGCGAGGAACGGCAGCCUGCAGAGGACGGGCUCCUGCGAGUCCACCGACUCGGGCUUUUGUCUGGAUUCUCCUGGGCCCUUGGACAGAAGAGAAAACCUUGAAAAUCCCAUGAGGAGAAUAAACCCCCUGCCUCGGAAGCUCCUGGGGUGUAGUCCUGCCCUGAAGAGGAGUCAUUCUGAUUCACUUGACCAUGAUGUCUUCCAGCUAAUCGACCCCGAUGAGAACAAGGAAAACGAAGCCUUUGAGUUUAAGAAGCCUGUAAGACCUGCGUCUCGAGGCUGCCUGCAUCCUCAUGGACCUGAGGAGGGUAAAGAUUUCUUCACACAGAGGCAGAACUCUGCCCCUGCUCGGAUGCUUUCAUCACAUGAGAGAGACAGUGGCAAACCUCUUUUUCUGCCCCAGUCACCUGUGGCUGCCACUCUAUCUGACGAAGACGAUGGCUUUGUGGACCUUCUUGACGGAGAGAGUCUGAAGAAUGACGAAGAGACCCCGUCGUGCGUGGCAAGCCUCUGGACUGCUCCCCUCGUCAUGAGGAGAAAUACGAACAUCGGCAACAGAGACAUGCCGAGUGAGUCCCCACUCACGUGCAGCCCCAGUGCCUGGUCAGUGCUGAAAAGACCCAACCGCUCUCCAGAGGAGCCGCCACCUGGAAGUAGGAAGCGGAGGAGGAGCAGGGCUGGGGCCAGUCCCACAGCGGCAGCCAGUCCGGAGGAGCCCCGGGAGACCCUACAUCAGUUUUUAUCUCUGGCAUCUUCCCCAAAAGGGACCAUUGAGAACAUUUUGGAUAAUGACCCAAGAGACCUUAUAGGAGACUUCUCCAAGGGUUAUCUCUUUCAUACAGUUGCUGGGAAACAUCAGGAUUUAAAAUACAUCUCACCAGAAAUUAUGGCGUCUGUUUUGAAUGGCAAGUUUGCCCACCUUAUUAAAGAGUUUGUCGUCAUUGAUUGCCGGUACCCAUAUGAAUACGAGGGAGGCCACAUCAAGGGUGCAGUGAACUUGCAUAUGGAGGAGGAGGUCGAGGACUUCUUGCUCAAGAAACCCAUUGUGCCCACCGACGGCAAACGCGUCAUUGUCGUGUUCCACUGCGAAUUUUCUUCUGAGCGGGGCCCACGCAUGUGCCGCUAUGUGAGGGAGAGAGACCGGCUCGGUAACGAGUACCCCAGGCUGCACUACCCAGAGCUAUACGUCCUGAAGGGUGGGUACAAGGAGUUCUUCCUGAAAUGCCAGUCUCACUGCGAGCCCCCCAGCUACCGGCCCAUGUACCACGAGGACUUCAGGGAGGAUCUCAAGAAGUUCCGCACCAAGAGCCGGACCUGGGCUGGCGAGAGGAGCAAGCGGGAGAUGUACAGCCGUCUCAAGAAGCUCUGAGGGGUGGUGGCGUCACAGGCAGCGGCCUGAGCCUCCUGCGUCCUCCCCAUUGCUUCCCCCAUCAUGCAGAGGAGCUGGAGCAGAGCUGGGCUGUGCAAGGAGAGGGCCUGGGGCUGGCUGCCUGAGGCCUGCCUCCCACUCCCAGGGCCAGAGCCUCGAGCACCGGCCGCACCUCGUCCAUCCCUGGAGACAUUCUGCUGCCUUGGGCGGGACUGGCUGCGGGAGCCACAGGCACGCAGCAAGCACCACGGUGUCCCCGUGGGUGGGCCCUGUCCCAGGGCAGGGGAGCAGGGUGCUGCUGGCCAGACACCGGAGACAACUGGAAGGGAGUGGUUUUGGUGGGACAACCCAUGUCUAACUUAUUCAACUUCAUCACUUUUUUUUUUUUUAACUCCUGGAGACUUUAUGAUUUAACUGCUUCUUUAAGUCACAGUAUGGCCAUUCUAGCUAGGGUUUUAUCUUCCCAGGGACUACCUCCACCUUUAAUUUAGAAAAGGAAGGAGGGGGAAAGAGGUGAGCUGGUGUUUGCAGGGCAGAGAACUGGGGGCUGUCGCCUGAAGGUGCUAUGGGAGUGGACCCAAGGAGAGGGCUACAGGACCUGAACUAGCCCUCCCACACCUAUGUCAAAGGCCAUUAAUCCAUUUUGGGGUGCCUCCUCCCACACCUUCCCUGUGACACGGUUGGAGUGGGAGUCAGAGCCCCCAGAACGGUUGGCAGCUCCUGGCAGUGCAGGUGGGUGUUGGGGGCAUGUGCUGCCUCCCUUCUGAGACCUGUCAGCCUUUUCUUCCUGGAAGUAGUUGUUUAUGAGUAAAGGAGCAUCAAAUCGAUGUCUGGGCUGCCUGCGUAGACAGGGCUGUACUGUGUUCCUCAGGCAGCAGGGUAAGCUUGAAGGCUGAGCUUCCCCGGUUUAUCAUGUUUCAGCUUGAGGGGUGGGGAGUGAUGGGUCAUCAUGUUGCCCCUCACCCAGCCCCAUGGAAGUGGAGGUCUCAGGAGCACUUUACAUCCCAGGAGCCAGGCUGCCUCAAUUCUAGAAGGCCUGUACCUUCCCCGCGCAUCCCCUCUGGGCUCCUCGCCGUCUCCGCCCCCUUGGGGGUGAGGCCCAGUGUUCCUUGCAAGAGUCAGUCUCUCCUCCCACUGCCUACCUCAACUUCCCACUCAGGUGGGGAGGGAUGUGGACACGAGGUGGCUGGUGGCCCUGUUAUGGGAUUGAAUUGCGUUUGGCUAUAAAACAACCUUGUUAGGAAGUCUGGGGAGGAGGGGACAGGGAAGGCCUUGUCCCCACAUCUAGACACACUUCAGGUGGCAGGUCUCAAUCUUGUUUGUAGGGAUUCUUUUGGUUAAACACCUGAAAAGGGGGUGGCCUUCAGACUGUACCAGUUAACUAACUUGCAGACUGAAAAUAAAAACAAUCUUGAACCCAUGCUGUCUGCCUAGUUUUG